Molecule: messenger RNA, 1101 nt
Organism: Penicillium lagena
Lineage: Eukaryota; Fungi; Ascomycota; Eurotiomycetes; Eurotiales; Aspergillaceae
Exons: 2
Coding region: 1-1101 (366 amino acids)
Molecular function (GO): protein dimerization activity
Source: RefSeq, a predicted model, not a curated record
AUGUCGUCCCGUCUGCCUCCCACUCCAGCCAUGUCCGGCGAAUUCACCAUCAAAGACCAGCCCUACGAUGCCACCGACGUCUUGAUCCUGCCGCCCGCGGCCCUAGAUACCGGCAGUAGUCGCCGGUCCUCGCAAUCAGACCCCACUUAUCUCCCUGCCUCCCCGACCUCCCCGGACCUCGUGGCUCGCGGUCGUCACAAUCAUCCCCCCAAGCGUCCCCUCGAGGACCUGGAUCUACCACCGCCCCCCACGCGCACUCGCAAGAUCAUUCAGAUGAAACCCAAGGCUGCCACUGCCUCAUCAUCCAAGUCUCCCGCGAAGAAGAAGGAGAAUGGGAAGAUGGCAGCAGCCCCGGCACCAUCGGACACCCCAGCGAAUAAUGCCGCGACUACUUCCAAAAAGAAGCAGCCGAGUACCACGAGCGCCGCGGGUCGCAAGAUUGCCCGCAAAACGGCACACAGCCUGAUCGAGCGCCGGCGGCGGUCGAAGAUGAACGAGGAGUUUGGCACGCUGAAGGAUAUGAUUCCUGCGUGUCGGGGACAGGAGAUGCACAAGCUGGCUAUUCUCCAGGCAAGCAUCGACUACGUCAAUUACCUGGAACAAUGUAUCCAGGAUCUCAAGGCAGCAGACAAGUCCGCCACGCCUCCCUCGCCGACCUCCCCGGAGUUUGCCGGCGAAGCCAAUGCAGAUUCGGUGCAGCACACCAACUUCUACCACCACUCGGCCACCUCAGUCUACUCCCUCUCCGCCUCCGCCUCUGUAUCUGCAUCUCCAGAACUCGUCCCGCCAACGGGCCAGUUCUACGACACAUCGCCAUCUUUCUCCCCUCGCACCAGUGUCCCCUCGGCGCCGACUCUGCCGGAUGCACCAUCUGUGCUCCCGAGCCCAGCACUGGGCCCGACACAGACGUCAAAUAUGGAUAUCGACCAUGAGGCGUCGGCAGCGUUGCUUAUGUUGACCCGGGACCGGAGAGGCACGGCUGAUUCGAUUAGUGAUCACUUCUCUGGGAGCACGUUGCUUUCGACUCCGAGCCAGAGUCAAGAGAAGAUGUCGGAUCAUCAGAGUAGUAGGGGGAUGAGUGUGCGGGAUCUUCUCUUGUGA